Messenger RNA from Trichoderma reesei QM6a, 1383 nucleotides. RefSeq lists its product as uncharacterized. Lineage: Eukaryota; Fungi; Ascomycota; Sordariomycetes; Hypocreales; Hypocreaceae. The record is from RefSeq and is a predicted model, not a curated record. Bases 1 to 1383 code for a protein of 460 amino acids. Gene Ontology annotation, biological process: microautophagy; polyphosphate metabolic process; vacuolar transport. Gene Ontology annotation, cellular component: vacuolar transporter chaperone complex; fungal-type vacuole membrane. The transcript has 4 exons.
AUGAAAUACGGCGAGCAGCUGGAGCGGGAGUCCGUUCCUGAGUGGAGCUUACACAAUGUCGAUUACAACUCCCUGAAGCACGAGAUCAAAGCCCACACAACCCGCGACCAGGCCACAGCUCGCACCAUCCCAGGCCACCAAGACACCUCCCUACGCCGAUUCGAAGACGCCUUGUACAACGAGCUCUGCCGCCAGCACGACCGACUCGACCUCUUUGUCACCAGCAAGGCGGACGAGGUAUCUAGACGACUGGAUCACAUCGACGCCAGCAUCAAGCGGGUUUCCGCCAAGAGCCAACAUCAGUCCGACCUGCCGAGUGUAUCGCUAAGAAAUCAGCGCAAAUUCCUCAAGUACGAGCGCGAAUUGCUACGGUGCAGGGAAGAUACGCAGGCCUUGAUUCGCUUUGUCAAUGCUCAGGUGACUGCGUUUCGCAAGAUUCUCAAGAAAUACAGAAAGUGGACUGGCUCAACCUCAUUAAGCACCAGGUUCAAUGACGAGGUGCUGAGCAACCCCAAAAGCUUCACCCGCCGCGACUUCUCCGACUUACAACGACGACACGACCAAGUCGCCGAGGUGCUUCGCAAUGCCACCCCGGCUCUUAGUGAACCGAGCUCUCCCUCGUCGGUCGAUACGCCCGUGGCCCCUUCGACGAGACGCGACUCGAGCUCACCGCGCGUCACUUUCGACCCUCUCCCACCAUCCUAUCUCGAUCCGCAGACCAAGUAUUGGAACGAGUACGAUGACGGCAGCGAGGCGGGCAAUCCAGAAGACGAUUACGCAAUUUACAUCGACCCCGACCAGGGCUCGAGUUUCCCCGGCUUAAAGUACGCGCAGGCCAUUGUUUCCUUUCCCUUGGAAAAGGCCAAGGAAUGGCUCGGGAAGCCGCGGUCAUCAGAGCGGCAGCCCCUGACGUCGUCUCUUUCGUCUGGUGGCCCGUUCAACCAGGGUUACGGCUCCACGACGGCUGUGCACACCGACUCGGACGAGGACGAGGAGGCCUACGCCAGCUCCGACAACUUCCCCACACAAGGCUACGCCGCGCACUAUGCGCUGCCCAGCGUCCACAACCAGCGUCUGCAUCGCUACCGGGAGCGAGUGCUGUUCUGGGGCACAAUCGGCUGCUUCGGCGCCGCGUUUGUCUUCUUCGGCAUUGCCGGCAUUCUCAUCUCGACGGGCCGGCACAAGCUGCGGGUCGAAGUCGAUGCCGGAGCCACUGUUGGAGCCAUGGUGAGUCUGUUUUGCGCCUGCUCGGGCCUCGGCAUGACGCUGUACCGAGAAGACCGGCUCUCUCUGGCUUACCGCCUGAUUGUCUGGUGUGCUUUCAUCGGCACCUGUCUCCUCAACGGCAUGCUACUCAUCCUCAUCCUGGGCAAUGCGCCGUGA